Messenger RNA from Tachysurus vachellii, 2827 nucleotides. RefSeq names its product Ras association domain family member 2a (gene rassf2a). The transcript is spliced from 10 exons. Gene Ontology annotation, biological process: regulation of non-canonical NF-kappaB signal transduction; positive regulation of protein kinase activity; signal transduction. Bases 323 to 1282 code for a protein of 319 amino acids. Gene Ontology annotation, cellular component: nucleus; cytoplasm. The record is from RefSeq and is a predicted model, not a curated record. NCBI's taxonomy places the organism in Eukaryota, Metazoa, Chordata, Actinopteri, Siluriformes, Bagridae.
UACAACACCAGCCUGAUUGUUUGCUGAGGCUUCUGGACGGUGCGGUCGAAUCAGGCGCGCGCUCGCGAGGAAACCACACGGAGGCCGGAAGUGCGCUGCACGUGCAUUCGGUUCUGGUCGGAGAAUCACACAGAAGGAGAGAGCGCGAGGCGCCUGGAGAUAAAGGAGGGAGGGAAGACGUCGGGAUUCUCGUGACACACACACACACACACACACACACACACACACACACACACACACACACACACACACACACACACACACAGGGCAGCAGAAGUCGUCGCGCGACUGUCUCCAUCCAUGCAGUCGUGUUACACUUAAGAUGGAGGACCAGAAUGAAGGAGUUCAGGUCGGGGAGAAUAAAUACAUCAGCAAGAGCAGCAUCCUUGCCCACCUAAAGACCUAUAACCUCUAUUACGAAGGACAAAACCUGCAGCUGAGACACAGAGAGGAAGAAGAUGAGCUGAUCGUCGAGGGGCUCCUGAACAUCUCUUGGGGUCUGAGGCGACCAAUCAGAUUGCAGAUGCAGGAUGACAACGAGCGAAUCAAACCACCUCCCUCAUCUACAUCCUGGCACUCGGGCUGUAACCUGGAAAACCAGAGCGCCGAGGCUCAGAAACAAGCUCCGCCCUCUAUCGAGGUGACCGAGCCUGAGAGCCAAUCAGAAAACAGCACGAUGAUGCAGAACGAAAGUGAGGAAGAGGACUCCUGCUCUCAGCUCCUGAGGACCAAAAGUGAUGCGGGUGUGUUGAGGAGGGGUAACAAACGGUCUCCUAGCGACCAGCGGCGGAUCAGAAGGCACCGUUUCUCCAUCAACGGCCACUUUUACAACCACAAGACGGCGGUGUUCACUCCUGCGUACGGCUCCGUCACUAACGUGCGGAUAAACAGCUGUAUGACGACGCCGCAGGUGCUGCGUGUUUUACUCAACAAGUUUAAGAUUGAGAACAGUCCUGAUGAUUUUGCACUCUACAUUGUACACGCUAGUGGAGAGCGAGUUAAACUCAAGCCCACAGAUCAUCCCCUGGUGCUGAGGAUCCUUCAAGGUCCAUGUGAACAGGUCUGCAGGAUCUUCCUGAUGGAGCAGGACCUCGGUGAGGAGGUCACGUAUGAUGUGGCGCAGUACAUCAAGUUUGAGAUGCCUGUGCUUCAGAGUUUCAUCACCAAACUGAAAGAGGAGGAAGAUCGAGAGGUGCAGAAGCUCAAACACAGAUAUAAGUACCUGCGCGUCAUAAUGGAGAAGCAGUUGCAGUGUUUACCGGAUGGUUCCACCUCCAUGUGAAGGAGAGUCUCCGACUCUCGUCCGUCCCUCAGUCCUCACGUCCCUGAUGUGCUCGUCGUGUCCCUGCAGAAGAGCCUGAGAUCAACCCGCCUUCUCCACACGUGUAGUCCAUCUUCACACGACUCACCUAAACCUAAAGCCUGUAUUUUCAGUUGUAUGGAGCGACUGUACUUGUUACCUGACGACUGUGUGAAACGUAAACCUGUUUAAGUCACACAGGACGAUUCUGAUGUUCUUAACAUUAUGACUGACUGCGAUGUGUUCAGGGCUUUAGAAGAUUCAGGGUAUUAAGUCUGAGAAGAUGUUCGUCAAAUCUUUAUCUACAUUUCGAAAGAGUUUUCAAAACACGCCCUCGUCAACCUGCUUACAACUCGGAACGUUUCAAAUAAGCUAGCUUGCUGUGUAGCUAAGAAAUCUAUGCUAACUACAGUAUAGAAAAUUGGUAAAUAAUAAUAGUUGUGUUCCUGCUUUGUUGAUGCACAACGCUAAGCAGACAGCUGAGAAAAAUUUGCUUGCUAUCUGGAAAAUAAAGCAGAGUCAAACACAUGAACAUAAAGAUGUGUGAACAAAAGCAAACUCUUUGAUUUAGUUAGAUUUUUAAACCCAAAAAUACGGCCAGAAAUUUAUUUAGGUAACAUUAGCUGACUAGCUAAAUCAGUGUAAAAGGGUGUGUGAAUUAGCAAGCUAGCAAAGUAAUCAAGUCAACUGUCAUAUAGUUAUAUUUUCUAAAUAUCCCAUAAUCGAUAAUUAAAUAGUUUUGUGUUUUUUUUUUUCGUUUAAAUGUUCUGAAUUUUCAGUAACUGACGCCAUGUAAUAAACAUGAGGCUCGAAACGACGUCCCUCGUCUCUGGGUUCCUCUGAGAGGAAGUGGACGAGGGCGUGUGGGGAAAACAGUAUCGAGACGCAGAGCAUGUUGUCGACCCCUAAAGGCACUAUGUAGAAAAGCACAUUCGAUAAACUGAAGUCAGUUUUUUUCAUGUAAGGACUCAAUAAUAAUAAUAAUAAUUUAAAAAAAGAAGCACAAUAUUAAUAGAACACAAACACAUACAUACACACACACUUAUGAAACAGCCAUGUUUAGCUAAACAAUCUCAAUCUGUGUUAAUGUUUAGGAUGUAGCUGUUGUUGGGAAGCUGAACGUCUUGCACGCCGAUAUUUAAAGCACAAGAUAAAUGUGUGUGUAUGUGUGUGUGUGUGUGAAAAUUGUGGUUAGGAUGGGUGUGAAGAGUGUGUGUGUGGGGAUCUGUGGGUGUGUGAAGAGUGUGUGAAGAUUGUUAGUGUGUGUGCUCGGUGUGUGUAUAAAGACUAUGGAUGUGUGUGUGUGUGCUCGGUGCACAGUGUGAAGACUGUGGUUGUGAAGUGUGUGUGUGUGUGUGUGUGUGUGCUUUUUGUGAGACUGAAUUUGUAAUAUUUUUAUCCUUGUUUGAUUUUAAAUUGUUUUAUUUUUUACUCUAAAUCUCCGUCCUGUGUCGUGGAUGAUUUCUGUCUUCACUCCAGCUGUUCUGACAGAAUGCUGACAAAAUUAAACAGAAUUGUAAAACAAAA